CGUCAACUCUCUAAUUCCCUUUCUCCUCACCCUUAUAAACCCUAACACUCUCUCAUUCCAUUUCUCUUAAUCAAACCAUCUCUUCUCUUUCCAUAUCAAUACACCCACACCACCACACCCCACCCACCAAGAAAUUUAUAAAAGAAAAAUAAAAAUUACCACCGUUCGAUCUCUCCCUCACCUUCAAAACCAUGAAGGUGAUCAACUUUAUCAUCACCAUCAUAGCCGUGACCAUGGCCGUAACCCUGAUUCUCACCACCAAAACCUCCCACUAUCCGCCACCGGACGAGGCCGGCUCUCAGCCCUCAAAACCCGCUUUUCUUGAUAGAACUCCGGUGGUCGAGAAAAGGGUCAGCCGGUUCUUGAAGGAAAAGGAGAGAAAUCCAAGAGCAGCCGAUCACUGCAGAAAAGACAACGAGAUUUGCUACUACACUCUUGAAGGCAAAAACGCGACUUGCUGCAACAACAAGUGCAUGGACUUGGGGUACGACAGCAAUAACUGUGGGGCAUGCAAGAAGAAAUGCGCUUUCACACAGUCGUGCUGCAGAGGGGAGUGUGUGAAUCUUGCCUACGAUAAGAGACACUGCGGUUCCUGCAACAAGAAGUGCAUGCCUGGCGGCUACUGUAUAUAUGGCACCUGUGAUUACGCCUAACUAAAGAAGUCUGCAAUGGGAAAUUGAUUGGAUCAUUCAACGACGUCGUAAUUUAAGGUUUGAUUUCCUUUUUUUUUUUUUUAAUUUUUCAUUGUGAUAAAUAAAAAAAGACCACAUUUGAAUUCGUGGUUUUUAUAUAGUUAAUUUUAAUAUACAUUAUUGUUUUCAAUUUCUAUAUACAUAUAUAUAUUAAUCCUGAAGGAUUAAUUAAGUAUAUUUGAAUACAUGUAAUGACAAUUAAGGAGAAGGAAAU
Sesamum indicum (sesame) is the source of this 906-nucleotide messenger RNA. Its product is annotated as stigma-specific STIG1-like protein 1. The record is from RefSeq and is a predicted model, not a curated record. NCBI's taxonomy places the organism in Eukaryota, Viridiplantae, Streptophyta, Magnoliopsida, Lamiales, Pedaliaceae.